Harmonia axyridis is the source of this 1863-nucleotide messenger RNA. Its product is annotated as regulator of microtubule dynamics protein 1-like. Gene Ontology annotation, cellular component: spindle microtubule; mitotic spindle pole; cytoplasm. Gene Ontology annotation, molecular function: microtubule binding. The transcript is spliced from 7 exons. NCBI's taxonomy places the organism in Eukaryota, Metazoa, Arthropoda, Insecta, Coleoptera, Coccinellidae. Bases 267 to 1427 code for a protein of 386 amino acids. The record is from RefSeq and is a predicted model, not a curated record.
CGAUAGUCUAUGGAGUAUGGACUCUCUAUGGGCCUACUUGUCUUCCGUCACUGAUUAAAAUGCAAAUAUUUUUUUUGAUAAGUGAGAUGUAAAAGUUAUUAAAUAACGAGCUUGACGAGUCCAAGUUACAUUCGAUCACUUUUGUACAAUAAUAGCCUAAAUUUAAAAAUCGAGAAAAUCCUGAUCACUCUUCAGAAAGACAGAAAGCUAUGGAUAAUGUACGUAUUGUAGCUGUUAACUAAAUUUAAAAUUAACUUUGAAAAAUCAUGUCUCCUCUACCGCAAACCGUCACUGCUUUCGUCGGUGCUGCAGUCCUGGGUGCCGUUAGUGCUGCGGCCGUUUACGUUUUCCAGCAUUAUCAACAGGAAAAGAAUAGACAUGCAAUGGCACAGGAUCUUGUUCGGUUAAACAGCGAACUCACGAAGGUCCGGAAAGAAUUGGAAAAACUAAUGCAAAAACAAAGCGAAAGAAGUGCUAGAGCCAAACGAUUGAGGAAUCCAGGCAAAGCUAAUUCAGUAAUCACUUCUACCACAUCUGAAUUUAUGAGUGCGGGAGAUAUAGAGAGCUCUGACUUGGAGUUCUUUGAUGUCAGUGAUGAGGAGUUAAAUCAAUCAAUGUCCAAUCCAUUUGAUAAGAGAUUCCCUUUUAUGGUAUCCAGAAUGUAUAUUCAACCCGUGAAUGUUGGUUACAUCAAACCGAACAUAUUAAAAAAUUAUAAACUCUCAAAAACAUUGAAGGAUAUUGACAAUAAACUGAAUGAGGGUUUGAAUUUGAAUGAAUGUUUGGAGAAAUUAGAAGAUCUGUGUAUUGAAUAUCCGGAGAAUCCCCAGUUGUUGUGGAGAAUUGGAAAGUGCCACAAUAAAAUCGUAGAUACAUUUAAAGAUGACAAAUCCAAAAAAAAGGAGCAUAUUGAAAAAGGACUUGAAGCUUGUAAGGCAGCUCUUAAGCUUGACCCAAAAUUGGCCGAUGCACAUAAAUGGAUGGCCAUUUUAGUGGGAGCAAGAAGCGACCUUCAACCUAUAAAAGAGCGCAUUCAAGAUGGACAACUCUUCAAACAUCAUGUUGACAUCGCAAUUUCCAUUGAUCCUGCGGAUUCUUCACUUCACCACAUGGUGGGAAGGUUUUGUUAUGAAGUUGCUGGUUUGAAAUGGUAUGAACGUAAAGUGGCAGCUGCUCUUUAUGCAGACCCACCUCAGGCUACAUAUGAGGAAGCUUUGAAUCAUUUCUUAGAAGCCGAUAAGAUUGCUGAUCAUGAAUGGAAAGAGAAUAAACUUUGCAUUGCUAGGUGCUACAUUGCCUUAAGUAAAUAUAAGGAGGCUUUGGAAUGGCUCGAUAAGGCUUCUCAGGUUCAAAAAAGUGAUAUUACGGACGAAAAGGUCAAUGCAGAAGUUGAAACUCUCCUCAAAAAAUAUUCCAAAUAUAGAUAGAUAGGUUAUUUUAAAUAAUUUUUAAUUUUAAAUUGUGUUCAUAUAUAUAUAAUACAUUUUUGAAUUCUUUAUUUUGUGGUAAAUAGGGAGUUGUUCUUCAUAGGUGAAUGGAAAAUUUUCAAAUUAUAACAAUACUUAGGAUGAUCCAUCAUGGAAUCUUAGACAUAUAAAUCACAAAUCAGUGUUUUUAUUGAAUUGUGAGUUUGUUUUUAUUUAUUAUGUCAUGGUUUCUGUAAUAAUUGUUGAAUUUGUUUUUAAAAUGUGUAGUGAUUCAUUUUAUAAGCGUGAAAUUCAAUUCUUUAAUAUGUGGUAAAUUAUGUAACAAAAUUGCAAGUUUUUCAUGGUGAUUUUAUGUGUUGAUUCUUCUUGUUAUGUAAUAUUUACAUUCCAUAUAAUAGAUUGUUCAAAGAAAAUAGAUUUUUAAUAUUUUAAACAA